Molecule: messenger RNA, 2452 nt
Organism: Penaeus vannamei (Pacific white shrimp)
Lineage: Eukaryota; Metazoa; Arthropoda; Malacostraca; Decapoda; Penaeidae
Molecular function (GO): protein binding
Source: RefSeq, a predicted model, not a curated record
CACAAACGCGCACGACUGUCAACAAACCCUUCUUGAGAACGAGCAACCCGCAAUCAUGGGAAUUUUAGAGACAGAGUUAGCUGAGCUUCAGCAAUGUGUUCCACGAGUAAUUGCGGACAGCACUGUUGAAGCUUGUGUCCCAGCAAUGGUUCGGGUAAACAUAGAGAGGACGAAGUACAAACAAAUUGUUGCGUGUUUCCAGUUCCAGCCUGAUUACCCCAGUAGCCUUGCACUGAUUGAAUUGAAAAGCCGGCAUGUAUCAGAAAAACUUUUGGAUGGACUUGUAAAGUUGUGUGAAGAAGAAGCAAAGAAAUAUCUAGGGAAGCCACAGGUUUUGCAUGUGUUGAGGUUUGUACGCAAUUUCAUCGAUGAAAACCCACUUUGCUGCUGUUCAGAAGAAAUUUCUAAUGUAAGGAAGAAACUGAUUGCAGGAUCAGAUGAGCUGAAAUUACGCCAGAAAACAUCAUCUGUGGUUGUGAAAGUACAAGAAGGUCAAUACGUAAUGAAAUACAAUAUCACGGUGCCAGAAAACUAUCCAGAUAAACAGGUUGGGAUUGAGGAAAAGGAAUGCAACUUCCCAUCAGUCUUCCGCCGAUGGUUCCUUGCACAGGCAACAGAAAUAGCUCGUCAGUGUGUUGAGCCACCGGCCAAGAAAAGGCCUAAGGACCCACCUUUUGUGUUGAGGCCGUCAAUGGAACCCGUUGUCUCUUUUCUUGUGUCUGAGGUUCACCUGUAUCCUAAAUUAGAAUGCAAGAUGUGCAGGAAGAAGGCCUUUCCCACAAACCCCAAGGACAUUGAGACAAGUGAAUCAGGGCCACUGCAUGUUGAAAGGAUCUACUGUGGCCAUGUAUACCACAACAAGUGCCUGGACAAAUACAUCCGCACCCCACCUUUCCAGGGUGGGAAGAAGUGCCACACCUGUAACAACAAGAUUUACCAUGAUAAGUGGAAGCUAACUCCAGAAACAGCUGAAGCUAGGUGGGCACACAAGCAAGCCAAGCAGAGGGAACUUGAUGAAGUUGUAGACUUUCUUAGCUAAUAGAGGAUAGAUGAUUUUUUUGUAGAGCUUAUAACUAUGUACAUGAAGAGGAAAAAAGUGCAAAUACUUUAGACUGUCUAUUUUCAUUUUUGGGAUUGAUAGAUCUUUAGCUGUUUGUCAUUGUUUAUAUGAAAGAAUGAUAACCAGAUAGUCUAUUUAAGAUUAUUAUUUUUUCUGUCAUUGGUAAAUAAUCUUUUGUAACUCAUGUUAAGGUAUCAACAUGAAUUUAGCAAUAUUCUCCCUGUUGUAAGGGAGGCCAAAAGCAAAUAACAGUGAGAUCUAGAUGAUGAUGCAUUUUCCAAUGUCUUGUACAAAGUCAAGAGGUAAGACCGGAUGUAAUGUAGUCUGAUAGACAUUCAAGACUGGGAUCUGUUUAUAUAUAGAGGGAUGAGCCAGGCAACUGACAUACAUCACAGUGCUUUCUGCCAUCUCCCACAAGCCCUUUUGUAGAAUUUUGUUGUCCUUUGACCCUUUUUCAAGUAAUAUCAUUGUGCCACGACAUGAAUCUUUCUAAUCCGUGAUGGUGAUUAUAUCUUUGGAGUUGCCAUUUUUGCAUGACAGCUGAUGAGUAGGAUUCUUAGGCAAUAGCAGGCUGUGAGGAUAACUGGAUACUUUUACUUCCCCUUUCAAUCAAGCACUAUUUUGUGAUAUUUCUGAGAUUUCACAUAAUUCUCAUAGACAUGUAUACUGUGUAUACAAGAAAUGUCUGUAGAACUAAACAUUUUGUUUUUAGUAUACUACAGUUUUGGUUACAAUGACCAUUAUUUAUUUAAAACUUUUAGACUAAUAUUUGACAUAUUGUCUAUGACCAUUUUAAUGCUUUCUUCUUCCCUUUUUUCCUUUGGGAAAUGCAAAUGCAAUAUAUGAAAUGUCCUGUGCCUCAUGUAAUUAAUGUUACAAAAGAAAAUUUAAACCUCUUGCUUAAAAAAAGAAAAUACAAAAUGCUGAUUUCAAAUGCUGUGUAUAUUUGAUUAUCAUAUUAGCUUCAGAUAUUUGUUCCUAGAAUAACUGUAUGUUUUUGUGUUACUUGUUCAACUUUUUUUGCAUGGCAUGGAAGGUGAAAACAUUCAGAAUUAACAUUAUUGAAAAUUGGCAAGUAUUUGGGUACAAGGUAUGAGAUACCAGUUUUUGAGUUGAGUAUUUUGCUAACACUAGUUCAUGUGAGUUCUGCUCCUAUUUUAAUUUCAAGACUUAUUUUUUAGCACUGUGCUUGCCAUCCUUUGAUAUAUGAAUUGUGUACUCAACUUAAAUUGGAAAUUUUGGAGAGCCUCACAUAUUUUACCUAAUAUUAAACCAGUUUUAAAGACUGCUUUGCUGAAAUAACCUAUGUAGAAUCACACUGGCUCUUAAUUUUUUUAAUACCUCUCUCUCCUCCUUCUCCCUCUCCCCUCUCCUCUCCCCUCUCCCUCUCCC